ACUAGCCUCUGCACGGCCUGCGCGUAUUGUAUGUGUGCGGGAUCAACCGAGCGAUUGAUCCCGUAGUGUCAAAAAUUAUAGGUUUUUAGGUGUGAUUUUGUAUGCCGUCCGCGACCGCGGCCCAAGUGCGAGACAUUUGUAUGUUGGCCCGCGUCGGCGUUGAACGCGCGAUCUAAUUAUGAUCAAAUUAUUCUCGUUGAAACAAGCGAAAAAAGAUGGCGAGUCACCCAAGGCUGGCACCCAGAAGAAGGCGUCCGCGGCACAGCUGAGAAUCACAAAAGACAUAAACGAACUCAAUCUCCCGAAAACAUGCGGUACGGAAUUCCCGGAUCCUGAUGAUCUGUUAAGCUUUAAGUUAAUCAUCUGUCCAGAUGAAGGGUUUUACAGAGGUGGUAGAUUCGUGUUUAGUUUUAAGGUUGGUCCCAAUUACCCGCACGAGCCACCAAAAGUGAAAUGUGAGACUCAGGUUUAUCAUCCCAAUAUUGACUUGGAUGGUAAUGUGUGCCUCAAUAUUCUGAGAGAGGACUGGAAACCUGUACUCACAAUCAAUUCCAUUGUCUAUGGUCUCCAAUAUCUAUUCUUAGAGCCAAAUCCUGAGGAUCCAUUAAAUAAGGACGCUGCUGAAGUUCUACAGAAUAACAGAAGGGCGUUUGAACAAAACGUAGCAAAAGCUAUGCGGGGUGGUUAUGUAGGAUCAUAUUAUUUCGAACGAUGUCUCAAGUGAUACAGUGCCUCGCCAUCAUUCAUGUUGUACAUGCUCCUUCAAGGACUCACUGUAGGUCAAGAGAUCCUGAAGUAUGGAAUGGGUACAGGACCAUACAGUGUCCUCAUUGUCACUUGUGUGACAUUAACAUAUUUACUUUCUUUAUGUCUUGCCAGGCCUAUAUACAUUUAAUUGCACAUAUUUAUUUUUGGUUAAUAAGCUUCAACUAAAAUAAACAUUCAUCAUUUUCAACAAUUAUCGAAAUGUUUAUUGGCCAUGGCAUUAUUUUAGUGAAUUUGAGGUGCAGUGUUGAAAGGAUUGUAGGAUUAUAGUUUGACAUUUGGCAAAUGAUAGAUGUUACGAUGCGAGACAUGUAAUUAUUACACUCGAGUUUGGACCUGAAAUUGGGAUUUUAGAUCCUGAAUUUUUAAAUCAAUUUUGCGUUUUUAUAGAUACCUUAAUAUUUAUGAUAUAUUUAUUUUCUAAGGCAUAUAUAACUCCCAUUGUCAUUGCUUUUCACCGCAGCAUCUAUCAAAAUUUGAUCUUCAUUUAAACAUAUGUACAAGUAACUUAACUUAUGUAUUGACUGAGAGUGGAAUAUAAGGCUGUUAUGGAACUGCAAAUGUUUUGUUUCGAUUCUUACAAAGAGCAUAAUUUUACACCUGAUAAAAUGUUUUUUUUUUUUUGUAAUCUAGCAAUAAUAUACACGAAAACAACAAUCGAUGUUUUUAUGAAACAAGUUCAAAUUUAUUUCACACUAAGAGAGGAGAUAGGUUCGUUUUGCUCUAUGUACAAGUACAAACACCUUACAGAGCAGUCGCUAACAAUUACGAGAUUACAAUACAAUCGUGAAAUUUUUUAUACACUACAAAAUUUAAUUUAUUAUUUUUCAUAAUUACACUAAAAACGUUGAAAAGAGAAUAUAUUUUAAACGUCACGCUUGUACAGUCUAUGUAAAAUAAUUGAGCAUAUCUCAAUGUAGUUUAGAAAAAUCGAUACAUGCAAAAAUCACAGAAAUAUCUACAACAAAAUGUAUUAAAUGUGUUACCAAUUCUUCUUUCUCGGAAUAUUUAAGUAAUAUCAUACAUGUCCCUCUAAUGAAUCUCUAUAUACAUUUAAGAAUUCACAAUAGUGAAUAAUUGCUGUUUGAAAUAAGAAGAUAAUUAUAAAAUAAGCUGUAUUUAAAUAUUCAAAAGAAAUAAUUGUUUUUACUUAUUUUUUACGCACACACUUACGCCACAAUUACAUCAAUAAAUUUAAUAUUGCUAUCUUUUAAAAUGAUUUAUAGAUUUACGCCUUAUUUUAAGCUUUAUUCAGAGUUACGAUUGUAAAUUCCAAACCACUACGUACACGUACAUUUUGUUUGCUAAUUAUAUUUAAUUCGAGAGACAGGUAUAAAAAAGAAAGAAAUAUAAAUGCUAAUCCACAAACAUAUAUUGUAAACUCCAGAAAUAAAGGUCUUGGAUAAAUAAAUAAAAUGACAGAAAUACAAUAGAAACUACAUUUUCGGUUUAAUAAUGAAGUUUCUAUAAACUUCAUCUAUAUUAAAGCACCAAUAUAGUUAUAUCUUACCUCUUAUCAGUUUAUACAAUAUCGAGACUUAAGCAUAUAUGUGUGAUUUUUAUCAUAAGACUUACCGCCGUUACGUUUAUAAUUCAUUUAUCAUUAUAUAAAAACUACCGAGAGAAUGUGUGUGAUAAAUAUAUCCAUUACAAAGAGAAGUUACGGUUUGUAUCCUAUAAAGAGCAAAGGAACAGUUGUCGUCUUCUCUAUCAGUUAUUAUUAAUUUAUUAUACUUUAAUACAGUACUUAUAGAGAACUUAUGAACUAGAGAAGUGUCCUGGCCUCACUCCGACCUACAGCUUUACUCCGCUGUAUUCUUCAAUUUAGGUCCCGUCUGCGUUAACGUCUCAAGGCACUUUUUUAAAUACUCUUGUUUGAAAAUUGACACAAUCAAUUAACUUUUUUUCCUUAUUACGUGCACAAAGACUUUAACCAAAUAAUGGGUCGCGAGUUCGGGUCACACAAUAUAAAGAGCGACGGCGUCUUUAUUUCACGCGUCGUAUCAUCUAUAAGAUAGAGAUUAGAAGUUGUUCACGCUUUACAAAUACCUCUGAUAAACACUGCAAGAAAUCGAUAAUCGCAAUUCCAAGUAAAAUCAAUUUAAAAGCAGGGUACUGCAAAGUAAAUUAAAAUAUAUAUGAAGUGCAUAGUUUAUUCAAGCAUUAUUAAUUACUGUGUUUGGAAAAUGAUCGUUUAAUAUAUAUAUAAUGUGUGUAUGUGUAUGUGUGUGUCAUGUAUACAGAUCUCUACAAUGUAUCUUUUCGUUAAUUUCAAAUAUUGUGUGAUGUGUUAAUCAGCCAACUCUUUAAUAUUUACAAUUUGAAAUCAUAUCCUAUUAUAUACAAAAUAUGCAGUUCUUUCUGAAAUUCAAGAAAGAGUCACGCAUUACACGGAGCAGAUAUUUCAUUGAGCAACGAUAAACAUAUCUUUUUUUUCGUUAUUCUUGUCUCUAUUGAUAUUAUUGUAUUAUCUCUAUUUUAAAUUUAAAAAAAUAACACAUUUAUUAUAAACAAAUGAAGAAAUGUAUAGUCGAGAGAUAUGCCUGAAACAUAUUAAGUCGUUUAACUUAUCUUCUGAAUUUCAAUGAGAAUAAAAUCAAAUCUAUUAAAAAUCCUUAUAAAAUCGCAUAGCUAAAGUUUUGUUGAAGUUUUAAUUAUUAAGAAAUCAACAAUCGUUAACAUAAUGUAUUAUAUAUUGUUAUUGAUCGGUAUUCGCUAUAUUUUUGCAUGCACCCUGUGUAUACAAUCUUUACUAAAAGAGAACCGAAUAUAGUGUGAUUAAAAUUGCAGGUUUCUUGCAGUUUUAUAUGUAUAUAAAAACAGCGAAAAUUGAACGAAUAAAACAAACUAAUUAAGUAAAUAAGCAUAUAUAUAUAAUAUGCUUAUAAUACAAUAUAAUUUCCACUAUCCAAUAGUAUUGUACAGAAUUUUGGACUGAAGUAUAGAUCACGAGUUAUUUUCUGAAGCGACACGUAAUUAUCGCAUACAUCCUUUUGCAUUUUGAUAUAAAAAGCACUUGUGCAGUAAUCAUUUCACUAACCACAGCACAGAACACCUCUUUUUUGUACACCUUUAUCAUUUUGGGCUCUGAUAUUCAUAGUUUAAUUCUGCUCCGAGAGUGUCUUACGUAAUUAGGAUACCUCGUGAAAGAAAGAGCUCUGUUUAAGAUUACCGUGUUUUUUGUUGAUGCUUUUUAAUACAAUACCAAAACUUUCCUACCAGAUCGACUAUUAUAAAAACUUAAUUACAGUUGCAGAAGCUAACUAAAGUGUUUACUAAGCUAUUGAUGCAGCUCCAUCUUUCAGGGUAUAUCGGAUAGUGUAAGAUACGGCGAAACUUAUUUUUUUCCAAAAUAAAGUAAGCUGUGCUGGGAUUUACGUAAAGUGAUCGGUAGCUGCAGAAUAUUUGGCCAUUUAUAAUACAAUAUACAUUUAAACAAGAACUUGAAAAAAAAACAAUGUUUAUUUAAAAACCUAAAUUGCAUUUUAUCUAAAUAUUUGUUGUAGGCAACAUUUUCUGCAAGUUACGUCUAGCAACCUUGCUAACUUACAUUUUUUUGUUACACAAUAGUAAUUUGCAAAUAGAUCUCAAGAGUGUACAGCAUGACGUUUUAACUUAUUUGUUAAUAAUAUUAAGAAUUAUUGUUUACACAUAAUCAAACAUUUUUUUGAUACAUUUUUACCAACAAUUUAAUAUAAUUUUUAUAAUAGAUUUUUUUAAUAAACUAAUUGAUUCAAUCGUCCUCUAUAAAACAAUUUCGGACUAAGGCAUAACUCGAGAUUAUAAAUACGUAUUUUAUAUGAAAAGUAAGUAUAUUCAGUAAGCUGAAAUUUUCUUAAUUGAAGAUAUUCCAAAAACUAAGUAUUAAUAAAAAUUCAAAAGUAAUUUUGAAUAAUUGAGAAAACAAAUUAUAGCUUAUAGCUAGGCCAAAACAUCUCAUUGAGUCAAAUUUGAAUAUUUAUAGUAUAAAAGAGAAUAAACAUAUCUAAAAAAAAAAAAAAAAUGUCUCGAC
Linepithema humile (Argentine ant) is the source of this 4777-nucleotide messenger RNA. RefSeq names its product NEDD8-conjugating enzyme UbcE2M (gene UbcE2M). NCBI's taxonomy places the organism in Eukaryota, Metazoa, Arthropoda, Insecta, Hymenoptera, Formicidae. The record is from RefSeq and is a predicted model, not a curated record.